This is a messenger RNA of Paramecium sonneborni, 719 nucleotides long. The record is from the annotation of a GenBank genome assembly. Lineage: Eukaryota; Ciliophora; Oligohymenophorea; Peniculida; Parameciidae.
CUAAAUUCUAAAUGGAAAUAACAUUACACAAGAAAAUCAGCAAAGAUUAUCUAAUUACCAAGAAUUAGAUUGAAAAAAGAUUUUAGAACUAAGUCUAUUGAUGAUUUAUUUGAAAAAACUAAGCUUAAUUCUUAAAGAGAGGAAGAAAAAGAAGAAGACACUAUAUUACGAAAUAGUGAUAGAAUAAUGUAUUAUAGAUAAUAAUAUUUUGAAUAGUGGAGCAAGCAAGGAUAUAGCAAAAUAAUAGAUCCGAACCUAAAUUUAGAUCAGUUUCUGUUGCUCUUGUAAAAAAGAAAUUAUAAUUUGAAUAUGAAGAGGAUCUAACAACUAUUCAUAAUAAAUGUGGAAUUAAGGUUGUGAAUUAAGCCUAAUAAAUGAAUAAUUAAGUCUAACCUUAAUAAAAAAAUCUUAGCGAAUAUGAAAAAUAGAAAUAAUAAGUAAAUGAAAUCUUCAAAAGUCUUUAUACAUCUCAUUAAGAAAAACGUGUCAAUAUUUAAAAGUUAGUUAGCAGUAGACCUAUUAGAAAUAAACCUAUUGAUUGGAAUGAAGUGAAAAGAAGACUUCCUAAAGAUUAAAUUGGAACAAUCUAUGAUCCUACUAGAUUUUAAAAUUUAUAUGAAAAAUUUAAUAGAGAAAUUGAAAUUAAUGCACCUCAUGGACCUUUUAUUAGUUUUCGUCAAUUUUUAAUUGAAAGAAGAGGAAUUUCCUUUAAAGAUUGA